Molecule: messenger RNA, 1734 nt
Organism: Plodia interpunctella (Indianmeal moth)
Lineage: Eukaryota; Metazoa; Arthropoda; Insecta; Lepidoptera; Pyralidae
Exons: 3
Coding region: 91-900 (269 amino acids)
Source: RefSeq, a predicted model, not a curated record
UUGUGCUAACUACAAAACAAACCAAAAAUAAUUUAUUUCUUGAGUUUUGUUUUGCUUUUGCGCCAAGUAGGUAUUAUGGUUGUUUAAAGUAUGGUUAUUUUGUUUAGUGCAAAAAUACAGAUGGAUUGGACUAAAGAAACGAUCUCAAGCUUCAUUAGCUUUAUAAGAGAAAGACCAGCGAUAUGGGACACUCAAUCGCCGUAUCAUAGAAUGAAAAACAAACGAAAUGACGCCUUACAAGAAGUGGCAAUGUUGAUGGGCAUAUCAAUAAAAGAAGUUAUUGCAAAAUGGACUAUUCUAAGAAAUCAAUACAGUCGGGAAAAGAGAAAGAUGAUGGGUUUGUUUCAAAUUGUAGUAUUUUUCAUAGGCACCGGCAGCGGCACAGAUUCAGGUUACACAACGAAAUGGUAUGCAUACAAAGAUAUGGAGGAUUUAAUGUCAAGCAGUACACCAAUAGUUUACAUCAAAAAUAGUGAGGAAAUUGAUUCAUCAAUAAAUCGGACACCACCACAAUGCACACCAACAACACCACCGCAACUAAAAAAGAAAAGGGAAAGAGAUGAUGACCAAAAUAUAAUUUGCAAAGAAGUAGUGGAAACACUAAGAGUUAUGCGAGAAAGAAAAAACAGCCCACACAAUCCAACUGAUGAUCUUACAUGUUUUGGGUUAUAUAUUGCUGCACAUUUAGGAAAAUAUUCACCACACUUACAGUGUAAAGCUAAGUAUGAAAUUAACAACAUUUUAUAUAAACUGGACAUGGAAAGCUUAGGUCCGUACAGCCCUCCUGUUACUUCUGUGUCCAGUGUAGAUGACCAUGAUAGUAAUAGUGCAUUUUGUCCUAUUUUCAUAACAGCGGAUGAUCAAAAAAUUAAUAUUGACCACUCCAUAACCCAAUCUUGAUUCUCACUAAAUAGGUGAACUUGUGUGGAUGUGGAUAUGAUAAGAUGUAAGUGUGUCAAUCUUAAUAUCCAUAAUCUUGGAUUCUAUCUAUGCUCUCAAAAGGUGUACAAAUAGGCAAACUGAAAGUCACUUUAUAGAGUUUACAGGGAGUUUGUUGUAACAGUUGUUGUGAAGUGAAAGUUAAAAAUGACAUAAACUGAAGGAAGCCUACACCUGUGUGGUAGAAGAUGCUGACAAAGAAACAGAGAAAAAAUUCAAUUAAAACCAAAACUUAUACCCAACACAUAUAAUAAAAUAAUAUCUAUUCUAAAUCUACUCAACAUACAGGAUAAUAUGGAACAACUGAAUAAGAACCAUAAUUAUAAUACUUGUAUACUUAUAUUGCAAAAUAUAUAGGUACUUACAUGUGUCCCUACAUAACCAAAAGUAUUGGAAACAAGUACAACUAAAAAUGUUGGAUACCUAGUUAAAGUUUCUCUAAAAGUAUCCUAUUCCAUAAUUUAUGUUCAAAAACAUACUUAGAUUUGCAAAUAAACUGGUGAAGUUAGGUGUAAUUGAUGUUCAUUUUCAGUAUGUUUUAGUGUAAUUUUUAAAAGAUAUGACUUCAAUGGGUGAAUACAUACUUAAAAGAUUUUUGCGAGAAAUAUAAUUUUAUGGCGACAUUGAUAUACAAUUGUACAUAGAAUUUACAUUUAAGUAUUAGCUGCAAUGUGCAAUUUCAUUUUUAACAUUUUUAUUGGAAAACAACGAACUUUUGAGUUUGUUGUAUCUAGGAUUAAGUAUAAAUUGUAAGAUUCUUUGUUCAUUCAAAUAAAUGUUACUUGUAAAAUAAAA